Molecule: messenger RNA, 1072 nt
Organism: Eptesicus fuscus (big brown bat)
Lineage: Eukaryota; Metazoa; Chordata; Mammalia; Chiroptera; Vespertilionidae
Gene: CNIH2
Product: cornichon family AMPA receptor auxiliary protein 2
Exons: 6
Coding region: 1-483 (160 amino acids)
Biological process (GO): vesicle-mediated transport; regulation of AMPA receptor activity
Cellular component (GO): dendrite; synapse
Source: RefSeq, a predicted model, not a curated record
AUGGCGUUCACCUUCGCCGCGUUCUGCUACAUGCUCACCCUGGUGCUGUGCGCCUCCCUCAUCUUCUUUGUCAUCUGGCACAUCAUAGCCUUUGAUGAGCUUCGGACCGACUUUAAGAACCCCAUCGACCAGGGGAACCCAGCGCGGGCACGCGAGCGUUUAAAAAACAUCGAACGCAUCUGCUGCCUCCUGAGGAAGCUGGUGGUCCCAGAGUAUUCCAUCCACGGCCUCUUCUGUCUGAUGUUUCUGUGUGCAGCCGAGUGGGUGACCCUGGGCCUCAACAUCCCCCUCCUCUUCUACCACCUCUGGAGGUACUUCCACCGCCCUGCGGAUGGCUCUGAGGUCAUGUAUGAUGCAGUCUCCAUCAUGAAUGCCGACAUCCUCAACUACUGCCAGAAGGAGUCCUGGUGCAAACUCGCCUUCUACCUGCUCUCCUUCUUCUAUUAUCUGUACAGUAUGGUUUAUACGCUGGUGAGUUUCUAAGGGGGAAGCCGGCCAGGGAGCGAGCCCAGAACGGACCGGACGCCUGUGCACCCCCAGCCCUGCUCCCCGGCCGCAGUGGCCUCAGCCCUGAGGAGGGAAGGGGCACUGGUGCCCCCGGCCUCCUCUCCACCCCCCAAACUGCUGCUGCGGGGACCUCCCGCCUUCAGAGCCCACUCCCCUUGGACUAGGGCUGGGCAGAGCUCUAAAUAGGGGCAGGAGCUCCUCCAGCCUGUGGGCAUGGCGGUCAGUCCUGGAAGGGCGGAACCUCCGGCCUUGUCCAAGUUUGGGAAGGACUUGGGGCCCUGCCAAGGGGCAGGGCUUGACCCUGGAAGUUUUGGGCCCCCCCCCUCAACCCCACCCUGAGGCUCCCCCUGCAGGUGGGGGGGUACCCACACCCAGAAUGAGCAGGCUCAGCAGGGGGGCAGUCCCACUCCUAGUCUGCCCUCUCCCCUUCCCCAGGCUCUCUCUUCAAGCUCCUUCCUGUCCCCAUUUGCCCAGCCCAGCCCACCCUGUCUCUUGGACCCAUUUUCUAUGUUGCCUGGAGGAGUCCGGCACCCCCUCCCCGGCCAUUUGUGACAAAAUAUGAAUA